AUUAUGAAUGUUAUGGAGCCCUAUUCGUCUGUAUCAACAAUUUGUAGUUCUUCUUGACCCGGAGGGUCAAUAGCUGGGAGUUGGAUUAUUGCAACUACAACAAUUUGAUGCGUUAGAUGCAGACAUGCACACCAGAUGGAGUUCUGAAUACAGAUUUUCAGAAAUGAAGUCAUGGAUGAUAGCAGUAUGCCUUGUGGUGGUGGGCCACGUUUCAGCCAUGAAAGAUUUUCCCACAUUGAAUCACUUACGACCGUCAUCCAGUAUUGCUGACCAAUCAUUGGCUGCUCAGCAGCUGAUUGGACGGGUCUUAGGGGUGGACCUUGCAUCACAUUUCAACGUGACUGUCACUGGUGCAAAAGUACUGGAUUCAUUCAAUAUUAUUUCCGAUGGCAACACAGUGUUCAUAACUGCAACAACAGGUGUAGCAGCUGCAAUGGGUUUCUACUAUUACCUGAAAGUGCACUGUGGGCGUCAGUUUACGUGGGCUGGACAACAGUUGAACAUUCCAUCACCACUGCCAGCCAUCGCCCAGCCAGGCAUUACCAUUAUGGCAAAUGACAGGUUUCGGUACUACCAGAAUGUGUGUACUGUCAGCUACUCCAUGGCAUGGUGGGACUGGUCUCAAUGGGAGCAACAUAUCGACUGGAUGGCAAUGAAUGGCAUCAAUUUACCAUUGGCCUUCACUGGACAGGAGGCAGUGUUUCAGAAGACAUACAUGAAGCUGGGAUUUACUGCUGAUGACUUGAAGAUGCACUGGGGAGGUCCGGCCUUCCUGGCAUGGUCCCGGAUGGGUAACAUGCAUGGUUGGGGAGGGCCCCUGCCCCAGUCCUGGAUAGACAACCAGCUUGCCUUGCAGCACCAGAUACUGGCACGUAUGAGGGACCUCGGUAUGAUACCAGUCUUACCAGGGUUCUCUGGACUUGUGCCUGAAAACUUCACCAGGCUGUACCCUAAUGCAAGCGUGAGUCAACUUUCUGAUUGGAAUGGUUUCGAUAGCACUUAUUGCUGUACAUACCUGUUGGAUUUUGAAGAUCCUAUGUUCAACAAGAUUGGCUCAACGUUCAUACAAACUAUGCAGGAUGAGUUUGGAACUGAUCACAUUUACAAUGCUGAUUCCUUUAAUGAGAUGGACCCAAAGUCAAGCUCCCCCUCUUACUUGAAGACUGCAGGCAGUGCAGUGUAUAAUGCCAUGGCAACGGCUGACCCACAAGCUAUAUGGCUGAUGCAGGGCUGGCUAUUUCAGAGUCCGUUCUGGACUCCUGAACCAACGAAGGCCUAUCUUACAUCAGUGCCUAUUGGCAAGAUGAUAGUGUUGGACCUGAUAGCCGAGGGCAGCCCAAUAUACGUGAGGACCCAGUCCUUUUAUGGUCAGCCCUUUAUCUGGUGUAUGCUGCACAAUUUUGGAGGCACUAUGGAGCUGUUUGGAAACAUAGAUGCAAUAAACAAUGGCCCAUUCAAAGGUAGACAGUUUACUGGCAGCACCAUGGUUGGCAUUGGACUGACGCCCGAGGGAAUUUUCCAGAAUGAGGCCAUCUAUGAGUUCAUGAACGAGAAUGCUUAUGCAAAGUCCCCUCGCAAUCUUACAGAGUGGUUCACCAAUUACACUGUUCAGAGGUACGGAGGUUACCAUAGCGACGCAGACCAGGCAUGGCAGCUGUUGAGGCAAACCGUCUAUAGAGGAAGUGUGAGGUCUACAAUGGGUCUAGCACAACUCCGGGGCUCAGCCACCUCUGUGCCCACACUUAGACCUCAGUUGCCUGCCAGAUACCCGCCUUCAAGUGCCCUAAACAACAAGGAUGGCCUACGUGACCACAGUAGGGGGGUGAUACCUACAUCCCGGCCCAGUCUCAAGCAGCACCUUCCUGAUGUGUGGUAUGAUACAAAGCUUCUCUACAUGGCGUGGAAGCACAUGCUCAAUGCAGCUCCUAAAUUCAGCAAUAACUCUUUGUUCAGGUAUGAUCUGGUAGACAUUGGUCGCAACUCGCUUCAGAUGUUGUCCAUCCAGUAUUAUACUGCAAUACUGGCUGCUUAUCAGAACCAGAGCAUAGAUGCACUCGAUAAAGCGGGUGGUGCCAUGAUGAACAUACUGUCUGACCUAGAGCUGCUGCUGGGGUCUGAUCCUCACUUCCUUCUGGGUCCAUGGAUCCGUGACGCACGCUCGUGGGGCGUGACAGCGAGUGAAGCUGACUUGAUGGAGUACAACGCCAGGAACCAGGUCACACUGUGGGGGCCAACCGGAGAGAUUCGAGACUAUGCAGCGAAGCAGUGGGCAGGCUUGAUUUCUGGGUAUUAUGCACCAAGAUGGGGCAAAUUUAUUGGCAUGUUGGCGCUGUGUGUUAGCCAGGUAAUGUUAUGGCGCUGUAUGUUAUCCAGGUAAUGUUAUGGCGCUGUGUGUUAUCAAGGUAAUGUUAUGGGGCUGUGUGUUAUCCAGGUAAUGUUAUGGGGCUGUGUGUUAUUCAGGUAAUGUUAUGGCACUGUGUGUUAUUCAGGUAAUGUUAUGGAACUUUAUGUUAUCCAGGUAAUGUUAUGGCACUGUGUGUUAUCCAGGUAAUGUUAUGGCACUGUGUGUUAUCCAGGUAAUGUUAUGGCACUGUAUGUUAUCCAGGUAAUGUUAUGGCACUGUGUGUUAUCCAGGUAAUGUUAUGGCACUGUGUGUUAUCCAGGUAAUGUUAUGGCACUGUGUGUUAUCCAGGUAAUGUUAUGGCACUGUGUGUUGUCCAGGUAAUGUUAUGGCACUGUGUGUUAUCCAGGUAAUGUUAUGGCACUGUGUGUUAUCCAGGUAAUGUUAUGGCACUGUGUGUUGUCCAGGUAAUGUUAUGGCACUGUGUGUUAUCCAGGUAAUGUUAUGGCACUGUGUGUUAUCCAGGUAAUGUUAUGGCACUGUGUGUUAUCCAGGUAAUGUUAUGGCACUGUGUGUUAUCCGGUAAUGUUAUGGUACUGUGUGUUAUCCAGGUAAUGUUAUGGCACUGUGUGUUAUCCAGGUAAUGUUAUGGCACUGUAUGUUAUCCAGGUAAUGUUAUGGCACUGUGUGUUAUCCAGGUAAUGUUAUGGCACUGUGUGUUAUCCAGGUAAUGUUAUGGCACUGUAUGUUAUCCAGGUAAUGUUAUGGCACUGUGUGUUAUCCAGGUAAUGUUAUGGCACUGUGUGUUAUCCAGGUAAUGUUAUGGCACUGUGUGUUAUCCAGGUAAUGUUAUGGCACUGUGUGUUGUCCAGGUAAUGUUAUGGCACUGUGUGUUAUCCAGGUAAUGUUAUGGCACUGUGUGUUGUCCAGGUAAUGUUAUGGCACUGUGUGUUAUCCAGGUAAUGUUAUGGUACUGUGUGUUAUCCAGGUAAUGUUAUGGCACUGUGUGUUGUCCAGGUAAUGUUAUGGCACUGUGUGUUAUCCAGGUAAUGUUAUGGCACUGUGUGUUAUCCAGGUAAUGUUAUGGCACUGUGUGUUAUCCAGGUAAUGUUAUGGCACUGUGUGUUAUCCGGUAAUGUUAUGGUACUGUGUGUUAUCCAGGUAAUGUUAUGGCACUGUGUGUUAUCCAGGUAAUGUUAUGGCACUGUAUGUUAUCCAGGUAAUGUUAUAAACUAAUACAUUAGCCUUGCUCUGAGUAAAAACUCUGAGUCUGGUUUAAUUUGCAUUAGGUACCGUCUUAGAAAACUCAGAAUAGAAUAGCCUGUGCAGCCUGCAUGGGCUAAUCUUGAAUGAGAAUGUCUGCUUGUUUGCAUUUUUUUCGGUUAAAGGAAGUCAAUAUACAGAAAAUCCAGUCCAGAGGGAAAGUGUUGUCCAUGAUUAGCCUGCGCAGGCUGCACAGGAUAAUCUUGAAUGACGCUUUAGGCAUAUGCAUAAAGUAGGGCUGGUAUUUCUUUGCUGACCAUCGGCUUAGUUUAAACCUGUUCAUUUUAGAUUGAUUGCAUCUAAAGUACUUACUACUUAUUUCAAACGCUCUCUAGUCCAUUUGGUACUAGAACCAGUACUUGGUGUCUAUGGGGGAGAUCUAAAGAACCCUGCCAUAGUGGGGAUUGAGCCUGAACCAGUGACCUCAAUGUCGAUAGGCAGACACAAUAUCUACUAUGCCACAUCGACUGUCUAUCAGCUACCAGUUUUUCUAGAUCGUAGUAGUUAAGUAUUGGAGGAAGUCCCUUUGUCAGUUAGUUCUUCUCACUCUGGAUCCUGCAAUAACUCAAAAAGUGUUUAAGCUAGGUAUGUGGAUAGAGGGCCAUAUCUUGACUAUGCACAUUAUUUCAAAGUGUCUUUUUUGUACAACAAAUAUUAUGGUUGCAUUUGGUUUCAGAAAUUAUUUAAAACUAAAAACAAAAAACACAAAAAUUAGUGAAGCCAGGUUGAUGAAACUAUGUAUGUAGUUAGAGAGCCAUAUGGGGGAUAUUAUAGUAUGUUUCAGAUUUGUCUAAAUAACCAUCUUUUCAUCCGUCAUUGUUUAAAAAAUCUGGAUCCAUCAGCUAUAUCUGAAUUUGUACUUUAGUUACAUUGAGGAAACUCAGAAUGUAAAUAGAUUGCCAUAUGGGGAAUAUACAGAUCAUUGCAAUUGUUUGUCAGACAAAAAUUGUGGUUGUUAUGGUUAGAUAAAUUAAUUAAAAACAAAAAUUUGGGUCCUGCAACACCAAUAAAUACUCUUUGCUGAAACUCAAUACCAGUAUAGGUGAAUAAAGAGCUAUAUGGGGAAUGUAGAGGUGAUUUCAGGAAUAACUAAAUACUAAAAUCUGCAGCUGACAUUACUUAAAAGUACUUAGGCUAGGUAAAUACAUGAUAAAUUAAUUUUCCUACACUGAAAACAUCAAUCAGGUAAGGGGCUAAUGUUUUGUCUGUGCCAAACCUCAUGUUCCUAUUACUUUAACGUUAUACUUUACCACUCAGAUACGUAUUUAACCCGUUACCACUUAGAAACGAAUUUUGACGUGUUUGUAACUUGCAGUCUGUUCAGGUUUUAUGCUGUUUGCUGCUCAUCAGUAUCUAAAGGUUGGACUAAAGUCUUAAAAUCUUGAAUCUAGUUAGAAAGGUUUUUAAUUAAAUUUAGCUUUCUUAAGGACAACAAAUGCGUCAAAAUACGUAUCUAAAGGGUAAAGGGUUAAAUACGUAUCUAAAGGGUAAAGGGUUAAAUACGUAUCUAAAGGGUAAAGGGUUAAAUACGUAUCUAAAGGGUUAAGGGUUAAAUACGUAUCUAAAGGGUAAAGGGUUAAAUACGUAUCUAAAGGGUAAAGGGUUAAAUACGUAUCUAAAGGGUAAAGGGUUAAAUACGUAUCUAAAGGGUAAAGGGUUAAAUACGUAUCUAAAGGGUAAAGGGUUAAAUACGUAUCUAAAGGGUAAAGGGUUAAAUACGUAUCUAAAGGGUAAAGGGUUAAAUACGUAUCUAAAGGGUAAAGGGUUAAAUACGUAUCUAAAGGGAAAAGGGUUAAAUACGUAUCUAAAGGGUAAAGGGUUAAAUACGUAUCUAAAGGGUAAAGGGUUAAAUACGUAUCUAAAGGGUAAAGGGUUAAAUACGUAUCUAAAGGGUAAAGGGUUAAAUAAUGAACCUGUAAUGCUUAUUGAUGUAUAAUUACUUGAAGUGAUCUUAGUACUAAAAAAAUUGAAAUACUAACUUGCUUUAAUAAUUUUAUAUUUGCUGUUAAAAGUGAUCAAUACAUUUUUUAAAAUAAUUAUUAACAGUUUUUUACCCUUAAAUAGAUGCACAUAAUAUGCGACUCAAUUAUAUUAUAAUAUUUGACCCUUGUUCUGGAAUAUCUGACCUUAAUGCAUGUGGGUAAAGUCUCAUUCCAGAUUAGCCUAAUUACAGCUUGAACCAGCUUAUCAGGGAGGACACUUUCAUCUUUUAUUGUAUUUUUCGUUUGAAGAAAGUCUAUUUGUAACACAAAAAUCAAGUUUUGGAGGAAAGCGUUAUCCCUUAUUAGCCUGUGAAGACUGCACAGGCUAAUCUGGGAUGACCCUCUACGCACAUGCAUUAAACCCAGAUUUCCCAGGUCUAGGUUCAUUUUUUGUGAUUGCAAUGAUUGUUUUCAGGGGACCCAGUUCAGCCAGACAGAAUACAAUGAGGUUGUUCUAGAGACAAUAGAGGAGCCAUUCUGCGCAGACACUACUCAAGUACCUGUGAAUCCAACUGGAGACAGUGUGGAAAUAUCAGCAGCUCUCUACCAGAAAUAUCUGCCCGACAUGAAAUCAGAUUUCCAUAGCAAGCUACCAGUCUGGGCCGCACAGGGGGAGAGUGGGCUAAAACAGGCCAUCAGCUGGAUGUAUAAUAAUUAGGGGAGGGGCACAUGGGGAUGAGUAUAUUCGGUCAAGUAUAGCAAGAAUAAAAAAAAAUGGGAAUACAUGUAGUGGGACUCAGUGCUUCUCCAGACCAACUUCAAACAUAGAUACAAAACAAUAAAUCGGACACAUGAGGGAUUCAAUAAAUGAUGUACAGAUUGGAUACAAAAAUAAUAACGGGACACAUCAGUACAUUAGACCAACUUUAAAUAUUACAAAACAAUUAACUGGGGUGGGGGAGGCAUGUGACCUUAUUUUGUGAAUCAUUUAGGAAUCAUAGGGAUACAGGUGUCCAUUCAUAACAUAGAUUGAGAGUCAUCAUAGGUACAUAAUAGCAGGUUUUCAAACAUAACAUUUGUACCAAAUUAUAAGGGGGGGGGGGGGGCUUUGUUUGAAUGUUUCUCAAUAAGUGGGAAACAUGGUAACAUAUGCUCUUAGUGGUAUAGGGUUUCAGGUUUCAAAUGAAAUAACAUUUAUCAGUUGUUGCUGCAAAGCAGAAAUUUGAUGUUACCCACUAUUUCUGGUUUGUAUUUUACAUUUAAUGUGAAUAAAUUAACAGUUUUACACAAUGUUUACAAAACUAUUUUUUGCUUGAAAAUUUGCUACCAAUACCUUGGCUGUUGUAGUUGUUUGAAAGUCCCUCACUUCCAUACCUUUUGAGGGAACAGUCACUUCCAAUAGUCACCUAUGUGAAAUUGGUGGUUAAUAGGAAUUUUUAUUCUCAUCUUUAUUAUGUUUGUUUGAAAUGUGUUUAUAUAUAUAUAUUUGUAUGAUGGAAGGUUUUGGGAGCAUACAUAUAGAGGUAUGAAUGUAUUCUUAACCUUUAUAAAUAUCUUAUGAUAAAAGGAUUGAAUGGCCUUGUUUUCUUUAAAAGUCAUUUAUAAGAUUUAAAAAAAGGCUGUUAAUAUUUGAUGUUGUUUGCAUACAUUAUUUUUAUGCCCCCCACUAAAGUAUUGGGGGACAUAUUGUUUUUGCCCUGUCUGUUGGUCUGUUGGUUGGUUGGUCUGUUGGUUUGCACCAACUUUAACAUUUGCAAUAACUUUUGCAAUAUUGGAGAUAGCAAUUUGAUAUUUGGCAUGCAUAUGUAUCUCAUGGAGCUGCACAUUUUGAGUGGUGAAAGGUCAAGGUCAUCCUUCAAGGUCAAAGGUCAAAUAUAUGGGUCAAAAUCGCUCAUUUAAUGUACACUUUUGCAAUAUUUCAAUAUCAAGAUAGCAACUUGAUAUUUGGCAUGCAUGUGUAUCUCAUGGAGCUGCACAUUUUGAGUGGUGAAAGGUUAAGGUCAAGGUCAUCCUUCAAGGUCAGAGGUCAUAUAUAUGUGGCCGAAAUCGCUCAUUUUAUGAGUACUUUUGCAAUAUUGAAGAUAGCAACUUGAUAUUUGGCAUGCAUGUGUAUCUCGUGGAGCUGCACAUUUUGAGUGGUGAAAGGUCAAGAUCAUCCUUCAAGGUCAAAUAUAUAGGUCAAAAUUGCUCAUGUAAUGUCACUUCUGCAAUAUUGAAGCUAGCAAUUUUAUAUUUGACAUGCAUGUGUAUCUCAUGGAGCUGCACAUUUUGAGUGGUCAAGGUCAUCCUUCAAGGUCAAAGGUCAAAUAUAUGUGGGGGACAUAGUGUUUCACAUACACAUCUUGUUAUCUGUUACUUUUGGUUUUGAUAUUUUCUUUAAAAAAAGAUAGUGGGUUUUCUAUAUGCAGAAGAGCUUAUUAUAUUAUGGGCAUUCACUAGAAGCUAAAUAGUUGGUUUCAUAAAUAGUGGGUUUUAUGAAUAAUGGUUUAUAUACGCAGUGGUUUUUGUUUAAUAAAGAAACUUAUAUGCAUACACAUUAGCGGGGAUUUAUAAAGCUGCCUGGUUACAAUAUGUUUUAUUGGAAUACUUUUUGCUUAAAUAUAGUGCUAUUUGGUUGCAUUUAAGUCUGAGCCUGUUUGCUUCGUUUAAAGUUUUUUAAUCUAUGGCGAAAAUAAGUGGCUCCCAUCCUAAGACUGCGUUGUAGGUUGCUUCAAGAUGUGAAAUCCAUCUUUCCAUACUUCUCGCCUCAUGACAUAUAUUUUACAUUCCACGUGCAAUAUUUGUACAAUAUUAAAAAUGCACCUAUAUAAACAAAUGAAAACCGUU
Molecule: messenger RNA, 8352 nt
Organism: Dreissena polymorpha
Lineage: Eukaryota; Metazoa; Mollusca; Bivalvia; Myida; Dreissenidae
Product: alpha-N-acetylglucosaminidase-like
Exons: 24
Coding region: 125-2377 (750 amino acids)
Source: RefSeq, a predicted model, not a curated record